This is a messenger RNA of Mya arenaria, 1373 nucleotides long. RefSeq lists its product as uncharacterized. The record is from RefSeq and is a predicted model, not a curated record. Lineage: Eukaryota; Metazoa; Mollusca; Bivalvia; Myida; Myidae. The transcript is spliced from 9 exons. The coding region runs from base 78 to 1373 and encodes 431 amino acids.
CGAUAGGUUACUUAAUUGAAAAUGCAUUUACAACUCAUGGAUAUUAACACUAGUUGUCAAUAAAUCCACAAGAUGAAAUGGCGUUAGAGAACCAGAAAAUGUUCCAAACGAUUGCCGCCAUAGAGCUUUAUCACGCACAGAGGGAAGUGGCAAACUAUCUUGAACUCGCAUACCUUCAUCUUGCUGACCACACUGAUGUAGCGAGAGAGGUACGAAUGACGGCCCACAGUGCGCGCACGCAACAUUUGAUGACGUCGGGUUUGAUGAAGAAAUUCACGGCGACGUCGUUUCACAUUGUAAAGACAAUGAUACCCAUAAUUCUUGAUGCUGUCGAACUACAGGACAGAGACAUUAUCAUAGAAGCGUUUGGUCAGAUUAUUGAAAAUGCGGAAACUAUGAAAAAGGAAUCUGAAGAUACAAGAACAAGCUAUCUAAAUAUUCAGACGGAUAUUCAGAGGAACCUAGCAUCAGUAAACGACCGUAAUAAGGAUAUUGUCGAUAAGAAGAAGAAGAUUGAAAUUGAAAAAUUGAGAGAAGAGGAAAUGGCGAAGGCGGCUCAACUCGCACAAAAAGAGUUAGAUCAAGAAAGGAAACGUAUUGAUGAUGAACUGAAAACAUUGAAAUCAUACAGAGAUAGAAUGUAUGAAUCAGCAGAUGCUGCUGGAAAGGCCAUGACUCAGGAUAACGACACGACAUUUAUGAGCUCUGUCGGCCCCUCUGAAGCUAUGGUUGGUCCUUCUGCAUUCGUUAUGACAAUCGCCACCUCUCUUGGGAACAUACUAACCAAUGUCUUUAAAGGCGAUAGGAAAAUGAAAAUGUACAAAGAGCUUCAGAAAAACUACCAAGCAAGUGAAGAAAAUGUUCAUCGUGCAUCUCAAGAGAGGCGACAAGUUAUUGAUCGAGUCAAUGAACAGAGAAAGGAGGCGUUAAUACGGCUGGCUAAGCUGAAGGAACUGACUCUACAGGAAGCUUCUUUGGGAAAUGUGGAGAGUCUCCGUGAAGCCUCCAUGCAGCUCGGAGCCGUUGACAAACAAUUCACUCGGAUCAUCCUGUUCUGGGAGAACAUGGCUGCCACACUUAAGUUUCUUAAGGAGGAUGUAAAAUCUGGAGAAGUCUAUUUGAAGAAGAUUGAGGAGGAGAGAUACGCAGAACGAUUCAAGAAGUCGAUUGGAAAGGCGGAAAGGGACUGGAGGUUUUUCGGAAGAAUUUGCAGCGAUUAUGUACAAGAAAGCGAUACCCAAAUCAACCAUCUCUACAAUUUCCUAUCCAGCCCGGUGGACCAUAUGUCCACAUAUGACAGGGACAAGCGUCAGCAAGCUAUCCUGGACUCCAUUGAAAGUGACAUUGCAUCUGCGUUCGGUGAUACAGAAUAG